Molecule: messenger RNA, 945 nt
Organism: Amaranthus tricolor (Joseph's coat)
Lineage: Eukaryota; Viridiplantae; Streptophyta; Magnoliopsida; Caryophyllales; Amaranthaceae
Exons: 1
Coding region: 1-945 (314 amino acids)
Source: RefSeq, a predicted model, not a curated record
AUGCCAGAUGAUGAAAUCCCUACUAAAACCCACAAAUCUCGCUACCUUUUUUCAAUCUUUCUUGACUCAUUAAAGAUCAUCUUCUUAGAAAAUCCUAAACUGUUCUUGAUAAUCUACACAUUUACUACUUUUCCACUAUCUAUUCUCCUUACUUUCUUUUCGAUUUCAUCUGAUAUUCGCUUCCUUAAAUCGCAUCUCAAUAGGCUCGAAUGGCUGUAUCAUGCUGUUCCGAUUUGGAUCGAGGCGGCUAAUAUACGAGACGAAUCUAGAGCUGAUUCUCGUAAGCUUCUUUAUCUUCGAUUAUUCUAUGGUGUUCCUAUUUUGGCUCUUUCUUUACUGUCUUUGGUUACUAUUGUGAGUUUAGCUUAUUUUGGUUGCCGUAAGAAGAAGAAGCUGAGUUUGAGGGUACCCAUGGCUGCCUUCAAGCUCAGGUGGGCUCCCCCCUUACUUACUUGUAUGGUCAACUUUAUCUUAUGGGUCGGGUGGAGCCAUUUGGAUCCGUUUUUCAAUGGAGUCUAUAUCAAGUAUUCAUAUUACUUAAUGGCGGUGCAGGUUAUGGUGGAAGUGUAUAUGAUGGCCGUGAUGGGUGUCGGGCUUGAUGUGUCUGUGAUUGAGGGUCGGGUCGGGCUUGGAGCGGUUAUUGCCGGGUUUCGUUUGAUGAAGGGGAAGAGGGUUCAUGGGUGGAUUUUAUCGGGCUUCAUACUGUUAAUUUCGGGCUUUAUAGGUAGAGAAAUGGUUGGGGUGAUGAACGGUGGGGAUAUGGAAGUUGGUGAUACGUGGACGGCUGGGAUGAAGUUUGGAAGUUUGUUUGGAUUGGUGGUUUUAUUAGGAUGGUUUAUCUUAUGGAGUAAUGUGAUAAUGGUGGUAUAUUAUUUUGAGUGUAGAAAAAGAAAUGUAAUUAGAGAAGAUGAACAAUUAGAUUUAAUUGAUGAUUAUGACAUUUAA